Messenger RNA from Colossoma macropomum (tambaqui), 3667 nucleotides. It is a transcript of the gene fam161b, whose product is annotated as FAM161 centrosomal protein B. The record is from RefSeq and is a predicted model, not a curated record. The transcript has 10 exons. Gene Ontology annotation, biological process: cilium organization. Bases 536 to 2290 code for a protein of 584 amino acids. Gene Ontology annotation, cellular component: cilium. Lineage: Eukaryota; Metazoa; Chordata; Actinopteri; Characiformes; Serrasalmidae.
AGUGCUGAUGUAUUAGAUUUACCGCCAUCUAUUGCCCUGGAGGGAAAUUGCAGGAAGACAUUCAAAAGAGGAAGGAUAUCUUCUAAAAAUAAGAUGCUGGAUAUGAAAGGAUAAAUUUUCCACUGUAAUUGUUUCAGGGAAUGUUUCAUCGCUUAUCAUACCUUGAAAGAACAAUAAGCGUUUUUUCCAUACAGUUUCCAAUAUUAAGCCCAUCGUAUUUGCGCGUCCUCGGGCGCCGGUGGGUGGGGAUUAGUGCGCUAGAGAUCAAGUCCAGAGGCGUCUGGCGACCGUUCCAGGGAAAUGAAAAGUAAAAUACCAUCAUCGGAUUAUGUCUGGGUGCGUCCGUGACUGCGUCAUGUUGGCCGCACCGUGAAUCAGAUGAGGAGCCGGUGAGGAGCCUGAGUAAAUCGCUGGACAGAAUUGUAAGCUGCAUUAACUUAGAGGCAAAUCGACUGUAACAUUUCUCAAUAGCCCAGUCUUUAGUAGCUGAUAACUUGUGAGAAGAACACAGGCUUUCCCACCCUUAGAAGAUUCCAUGUCUGAAAAGAGCAUUGCUCAGCAAGGGAUGAUGGGAAUUUCAGAGAAACUACAUUCCUAUUCAGAGGACAGGGAGAGGUCUGAGAUAUUUCUGGAGCAGCAUUUAGAAUUCCUGAAAGCUACACACCGGCAGCAGCUCCAGCAGAUUGAGCUGCAGCACCAGGCUGGUCUGGAAAGUAGAAUACUACAGAAUUCUCUGCUCUCUGAAAACAGAGACACUUCACAUAAGACCAGUGGACCACAAGAAACUCCCAGUAGUGAUGGGAACAGUGUUAAAAACAGAGGAGAUACCUACAUGUUUAAUAGACCAAAGAGAUCCUCCUCCACACCUGAUCUGAGUACCAAGAUGAACCUGGGGAAGUCUUUUGAUCCAGUUAUGCCCCAGACUUGUGGGAGCCGGAGGCAAGCUCUUCUCCAGGCCAAAGAGUCCAAGCAAACCAUAUUUGAUAAAGAGGAAAUAGACUGGGCUGAGUGUCAGAAACAGUUCCGUGUAGCACCUGUCCCUGAGCAUGUCUUCAAGUCCCUUUAUGAUAAUAUUGUCAGUGAGCAGGAACGGAUGAGGCAGGAGUGGCGGCAGCAGAGGAAAGAGGUCCUCUUAUCCAUGCAGAGACCCUUUACUUUCCACCAGAGAGAGCGGACGAAAGAGAGGGCAAAGCAGGAGAAAGCCACUGACAAACAGAGUGAAACCAGCAAGCAUGCUGGAAGGAGGAAAACUGUACCUAAUGCAGUAACAGACCCAGCCAUCUCUGAACAUUUAAAAGAGGAGGAGCAGAAGAGGAAGAUCCGCAUUCAGGCGAGGGCUCAGGAGACCCUCAGGGCCUCUUCAGCCCCCAUCCAGAGCCAGGCACCCAGAGCUGAUGGCCAGCAGGCACGCACUGCCCAGAGGACCAAGAGCAGAGUACUUGGCUUUUUAGAGCAAAGGUCAUCCUUCCGACCAGUGAUCAAUGCUCAGGUCCCAGACUUUGAUAAGCUGUACCAGGCCUUCCGGAAAAAGCUGACGGAAACAGCAGAAAGGAGAGAGGUUACCCUCUGCCAACCAUUCAAACUGCGCACAUCUACUCUCCAGCCACGUCACAGCAGAAGCAGCACAGACCAACCGCUGAGCUCUACAAGCAAGAGCAGUUUAAAGAGAAGCAAUUCUUUUGGUGGCUUGACAUCGUUAUCCAUGGAUACUCUUCCAACGUACAUAACGGAUGCUGCGAGAAAAAGGUCCAUGGCUAUAAGGAAGUCUCUGGAGCUGCGGGACAGUAAGGAGCAGGAAAACGCUGAGUGGAUGAAACAACACCGAAUGAAUUCUCAAGCCAUGAGUAGAGCAGUAGCAGCACGGGCCAAGGCCAUGGACCCACAUAGGAGUCUGAAAGAAGUCUAUCAGGAGAAACUCAAGCAGCACAGACACGCUGAUCAAGAGAGGGCGAAAGAUUAUAAAAGAGAACUGAGGGAGAUGAAAGCUCGAGUCACAGCCCGCCCGUACCUCUUCGAACAGGUCUCACAGAAAAAUGCAAAGAGCGAUGCAGAGCGCAGAUACAGAACCACCCUAGAGCAAGCAGGCUUGGAUGAAAACUUUGUAAGAUCCAAGGGAGAAAAUGACGAAAGCCAGACAUCAAAAAAUAAGGAUACAGACUCUGACAGUGAUGGGGAUCAGCACAGCUCUGAAACUGACACCCAGGAAAGGGAAGGAAGUGGGGAAGACAGCGGGCAAUGCGAUGAGGGAACAGAAGAGAGCGUGAAAACCAAAGCGGAAGAAGUUUGCUGACAGUGAGCAAGGAGCUGGUAUAAGAAUCAGAUAUGUUUGAUGAUGCGGUGAGGAGCAUGCCGCGGUCAGACACAAGAACACUGGUGCAUUCAUAUCAUUAAAGGCUGUUUUUUUUCACAAAAGCAUCUCAACAGUGAGAUGAUUCUUAUAUGGUAGAGUGAGCAUCACAGUGAACACUCCCUCUACUAUUUAAGAUGAUCCUAAGGCUAAGGUGCUUUUAGGAAUGCUGUCCAUCAAAAGUUUGGGGACACCUCUUUUUUGUCUAUAAAUAUAAUCUUACUUUUCUCUCUGUUACUUUCCUGUUAUACUUACUAAGAGUGGCGUUAAUUACCGAUAGCAGAUAAUCUACUAAUAACUUCCAUGCAAUUGAACACAGGAGCCACUUCAUUAAAAUAUGACAAUAUAACCACAUGUUUAGCUCACAUGCUUUUUAUAAAAAAGUGUGUUUCUUCUACAAACGAGACUGAAAGUUUUUCUCUUUGUGUUUAAGGUUCAAAUUGUGACCCCUUAGGUUGAAAUAAUGACUGAUUUUCUUGAGAUUUUGAAUUAGUAAGUCAAAUUAAUAAUAGAAAAGGAGUUCUUACACAUUAAGACCAUAAUAAUUUCAUAGUAAUUAAGUAAUUAUAUUAAGGCACUAAAACAGUAUGUCAACAUAAUCUAUCAGAAAUAAAAGAAAACAGGUAAUGCAUGUUCAUUUUCGGCUGGUGUGAUGAACUGAACUUCUGUUCUGCUUUGUGUGAUUGAAAACCGUGCAAUAUUAUAAAAUACUGCUUAAUUCACUAAGCGCAUCCUGGUGGUUUGAGAAUUGUAUGAUACAUACAAUAUAUUAAAUCAUGGCAGUGACAUUUUUGCCACUGUGCACACACAUAACCCACAGCUACAGUGCGCACCAGUAAAGAAGAGCUGUUUCAGUCAUGCAGUGAACGCACAGCCGGAUUUUUUUUUUAAUAUGUGCUUUUGACAAACGUUUGGAAAAUAAAACUGGCAAAUCAUUUUUAUGGCAAAACCUGCUUUUGAAUUUGAUGCCAACAACAUGUUCCAAAAAAAGUUAGGACAGGGGAACAAAAGACUAGUAAAGUUGUGUAAUGUUAAAAAAAAAACACUUGGUGGAACAUCUAACCAGUUGCUGACCUGUAACAUAACUGAGUAUAGAAAGAACAUCUCAGAGAGGCAGGGUCUUUCAGAAGUAAAGAUGAGGAAGGGUUCAUCACUCUGUGAAAGACUGCACGAUCAAAUAGUGCAACAGUUCAAGAGUAACAUGUCUCGACAUAAAAUUGCAAGGAGCUUAUAUAUCAUUAAAAUCAUUAAAAAAGCACAUAAUAUAAUUAAAAGAUUCAGAGAAUCUGGAAAAAUCUCUGUAUGUAGAGCACAAGGCCA